AUGGCGCCCGAACUUGGCAUGCCCUCCCAACAGCCGUCCAGAGAUGCUGCUCCUCUUCGUCAGGCUUGGGAUGAGAGCUCCAAGUUCCGUAUGAACCAGACCAGAAAUCCAGACUGGAAAUUCGGAUCAGGCGCUUCCGAUGGUGGACUUUGCCUGGAGAAGUCACACGUCGAGAUUGAUCCUCACGAGCCAGGUCGCGAAGUCCGAUCAAGAAAUUACAAGCUCUUGGUGUCGGGAAUCGUACCUCGACCCAUCGGAUUGAUCAGCACGGAGAGUAAGGAUGGGUCGUGCAAGAAUCUCGCGCCUAUGAGCUAUACGCAAGUUGUGAACCAUGAUCCACCCGUCUUCGUGAUCGGAUUUGCCGGUGGUCUGGAGAGAAUGAAAGAUACCUUGAAGAACUUGAUUGAGAGCGCCGAGUGCGUCAUCAACAUCGUCAGCGAGCAUUUCGUUGAGGCCGCGAACGCUACCUCCGUCAACACGCCGUAUGGAGUCAGCGAGUGGGAUGUAAGCGGAUUGACACCCGAGACGUGUGCAGUGGUGAAGCCUAGUAGGGUCAAGGAGAGCGUCUUCAGCAUCGAAGGAAAGCUGCUGGAAACAAAGGCAUUCGAAAGUCUCGCGCACCCAGGCAAGAAAGAAGGUGUCAUGGCGAUUGUCCAAGGCGUGAGGUUCUGGGCGCGGGAAGAUGCCAUCAAUGCUGAGAAGACCAUGAUCGAUCCCUCCAUUCUCUGUCCGGUUGCAAGAAUGGGCGGAAACACUUAUGCCAGAGUCACCGAAGGCUUCGAGCUAGACAGGCCAAUUGUAGGCAAGCAUGUAACGAGUGAGGAUAUAGCAAGCCUGGCGGCUGGUCGAUAA
This is a messenger RNA of Fulvia fulva, 852 nucleotides long. RefSeq lists its product as uncharacterized. The transcript has a single exon. Lineage: Eukaryota; Fungi; Ascomycota; Dothideomycetes; Mycosphaerellales; Mycosphaerellaceae. Bases 1 to 852 code for a protein of 283 amino acids. Gene Ontology annotation, molecular function: FMN binding. The record is from RefSeq and is a predicted model, not a curated record.